AUGGCUUCUUCCCACGCCACCCCAUCAAAUUUGGCCCCGGCCUCCACCUCAGCAUUCAAUCGUCUAUACCGCUUCGCCCAACUGUCUCGCGAAGCCAUGUCGCUUUCUUUGGAGCAACGGGGUAUACCGUGUUCAGAUUUCACGCACGUUAUCGAAGCUCAGAGUUGA
Messenger RNA from Colletotrichum orchidophilum, 168 nucleotides. RefSeq lists its product as uncharacterized. NCBI's taxonomy places the organism in Eukaryota, Fungi, Ascomycota, Sordariomycetes, Glomerellales, Glomerellaceae. The coding region runs from base 1 to 168 and encodes 55 amino acids. The record is from RefSeq and is a predicted model, not a curated record. The transcript is spliced from 3 exons.